CAACACACGUCUACACUCUCUGACUGACAGACACACACCACCUCCACGCACACACUCAAACACGCACAAACACUCACACACACAUACUAAGAGUGACUGCAGGCUGCAGGUCCACAUUCCGCCGAGAGGGAGGGAGGGAGACACUCCCAGUGAUCCGCAGAGGUUGAACCAGUCCAGUUGAUGGGAUGCAGAGAGGAGAGCGAGGGAGAUGAUCCUGAAGCAGAACCAGUAUCAGGGCUGCAGCACUACCGGAAACCAUGGCCAAACACUGGACUCCUGAUCCCCGGUGACCGGCGUCACCAUGCCUACUCCCACCAUCCUCAGGGCAACCAGGAGUCCUCGGAGAAGCUGUUAGGCUCACAGGCGUCAGUGAGCGGUUCAGCACUGACACCAGGAGGCAGAGAUGGUUUCCCACUGGAGUCUCCUGCUGAUCUUCACACUGCAGGUGAACACGGGACUGGUCUUUGGAUGCGUGUGUCCAGCAGCCACCUUUUUGACCCAGUUCCCCUCUGAGGUUCCUGCUGAUGUCUGCUGCCUGAACUACUCUGGUUCUGCUCUAAGCCACGUGCACUGGUCUGUGUUUACCAAUGAGACAAGCAUAGAGACAGUGGAUCUGUCCAACUGUAACAUCAGCUCUGUUGAUGUGAGUGGCAGGGAGAACUCCACCCUGCAGAAGGUUGACUUGGCUCAUAAUAGACUAACCACGUUGCCGAGGGGGUUUCUGUCCGGCCAGCCCAGCCUGAUGGAGCUGGACCUGAGUGGGAACCUGCUGCAGGAGCUCCCUGAGGGUUUCCUCCAGGACUCGGACGGCCUCCAGAUGCUGCACCUUCAGGGAAACCAGCUGCGCCUCCUUCCCAAGUCUGUGCUGCAGAGACCAGGUCUGAGAAGGCUGGAGCUGGAGGGGAACCCCUGGGACUGCUCCUGUUUGCUCCUGGAGGCGCUGGAGGGAGGCAUGAAGGCCAACAGGACCACCAAGCUGCAGGAUCUUGUGAGGAACAUGACCUGCGCCUCUCCGGCUCACCUGGCCGGCAGGAACGUGUGGUCAGUAAGCAUAGGUAACGUGUGCCGCCCUGCUGGCCUCACUGCACUCUUCAUCGUGCUCCCACUCGUCAUCCUCGCUGGCUUGGUGCUCUGCUGGUGCUGCGGGAGGAAGAGGAGGAAGAAGGAAGCUCCUGUGUUCAGCCCCUCCAAGAAGAAGGCGUCCAACUCCACCAGCAACGGCCAGAAACAUCUCAGCAAACACCCGCCUGCAGCCGCUGAGCAGAGGGAGGCUGGAGGCAGCGGCAGUGAGGGGAUCCUGAAGAACCAGCUGCUGCUACGUCCGGCGUCCGCCCUUCUGGGCAGCACCAGGGACAUCUAUGAGGAGGUGGAGAUCAAGCUGGGCUCAGUGGAGUCACUGCCGUGCUCCAGCUCCAUGGAGGGGAGGCAACGCCCCCAGGAACCUGACGGGGUCAGCAAGACCGAGCUGGACACGGUCAGUGUGACGGAGGUGAUGAAAGACUCGUCCGACAGGGAGAAGGCCUACAUGACCCAGUCCACUGAAUACUACAGCCUGGUUCCAGGCAUCGAGCUGGAGGACUCGGACCACGGGGACUACGAGAACGUCGACCUCUCGUGACAACGUCUUAAAGGACGAGUUCCACAUUGAAGGAAGUAGAACUAUUAGCUUUUCUUGCUGAGUUACAUGUAAAGAUCAGCGCCGUCACAUGUUUGUGGUAAAGUGUUUUUCACUCCGUUGCUUGUUUAGUUGUACUAUUUAAUUUUAUACAAAUACGAAUAUUUUGAAGCCAUGUUUUGAGGCCUUUAAGUAGCCUAGCUUAGCAUUAUGACAACAUGGGAAAAAACUAGCCUCGUACUGCCCAAGUUAAGAAAAUUAUAAAUUUAUGUCUCAAUGUAUCUCAGUUCAUCAUUUUAAUUGCAAAACUUUUUUAAUGCCACAUUAAUUCAUUUUUAAAAGGCAAGAUUAAAUACCUUUAAGACUUUUUACACAACAUUUUAAACUUUUUAAUAACUUUCAAGUCCAUGAUUCCCUAAAGAAUUAUGAUAAAAGCUAAAGUGGCUAGCUUGCUAAUUGUCAAUAAGCUUGCUCAGGGUUCGGUAAUUCCAAGCUCCAAGAUUUGUCGGAACGCGGCUUGAGUCCCGCUAGCUGUUUCCCCCUGCUACCAGUCUUUAUGCUAAGCUAAACUGGUCAUCUACCGGCUUCCUACGAACUCACAGACAAUGAGAAUUGCACUGGUUGUGUGCAUGUGUGUGUUUGUGUGUGUGUGUGUGUGUGUGUGUCAGUAAAAGCUGUGGACACAGGGACAGCGUGGUCCUAACCCACUGUGGUAUCACAAUGUAAGAGGAAGUGAUUUAAUCCACAGCUUUUCCUGUGGGACCUGAGGGGACGCACUGACUGUUUGAAAGAGGCCCACCUCUUCUAUCUGGAAAAAAAACCAACGCCAACAUUUGUGUGUUUUUCCAGAUUAACACCAUGAAAACCUAAACUUAAUGUAUCAAGUCUGGAAAGAUCAGGACUUGUUCUUUCCUUUAACGCUCCCAUAUACAGUUCUCUGGUUUCUCACACAGGAAGUUCUGGAUCCAACUCAUCCAGCAGAAGCUGCACAACUAGAAAUAUAGGUGAACAAUGACUAAUCCCAUCAGUAUGUCCACGGUUCAUUUGAUAGGAAAUGUGGAAUGUGAAGCUUGGUUGGGAAAUCUAAAUUUAUAUACAUCAUUGUCUCAGCAAGUGUAACAGGACCUUAUCCUACUGGUGCAUUGUGGUGCAAACUAAAAUGUGUGCUGCAACAAAACCACACUGGAGAGGAACCCGACACUGAACUCAUCAUCAUGAAGACGCACACACUUGUUAUCUAAGACUGUAGAGAAGUGACGGGCGUCUCACUCUCACACUCGCUGGCUUUCAGAGCUGAUUGGUUUGUGUUCGGUGAGACGGAGGCAGCGAGGGUGCAGCGCAGGGCGUGGAGCUUCCUGGAAUUUAGAAGACAGGGGAGUAUGUUCCAGACGGGUUUUGCACAUAUUUUCCAUCAAAGCUUUAAUUAUUCAACAUUGUUGAGGUUCAGUCCAAAUGUCAAAAAGCCUUUCGGUCAAAAGAGGAACUGACAAAUGAGGGAAAAGUUGAGAUUUCUGCUCAGAUAUCUCCAAAGAUUUUCUUUUCGUAUGUAAUUUGAGAGGAAAUCUGGGGGUUUUAUCUUCCAGGAGGACAUUUACAAAACUCUGCAACUCGAUGGUGCUCAGCCCUGAUGGUCCUUUUGAUGUGUUGCAAGAUAUUUGAUGUUUAAAGGUUAAAAAGUGAAAAGCACAGAGCUGAAUUGUAAGAAAUAUAUACAGCCCUCAAAUGCACUUCCACUGCUUUAACCUGCUUUACAAGAGCAAUUCCUCUUUAUCCUCAAGUCGUUAAACAUCAUACUGUAUCAUAUAUCAAGCGUCCAUUAAGCCAAACCUUAAAUUAUGUCAAUACGUUUAUUUAUGAUCAAAUGUCAAUUUUCAGUUGUUGAGUUGUUGAAACCAAUGGUCACCUGCUGGAAGUCACUUUCUGCUUCUUGUGUCUGAAAUCAAGGUCUCAUUGUUUUAAAACUAACACCAUCUGAUUGUUUAUAAAAAAAUAGAUGUAAUUAUUAAAACUAUAAUGCCAACAGACACUGGAUCUUUAAUAUUGUGUGAUGAGGGACUCGUGACCUCAGUGUUUCCAAAACCCUGGGAUUUGAAAAGUGAAAUAAGGCCUCAUUUUAUUUUAUAUACACAGUAACAUGAAUAUUACCUCCUUGUUCAAAAAGAAAUGGGUGAACUGCUACAACCUGUAAUAAAAGCAUUGGUCCAAUGUUUGUACUGACUGAUGCACUCUCGAUUGUUUUUAAAUGCAACAGCUUUAAAUAUCGUCGAAAGAUUAAUAAAUGCUUUUUACUUUCAAAGA
This is a messenger RNA of Platichthys flesus (European flounder), 3913 nucleotides long. Its product is annotated as trophoblast glycoprotein. Gene Ontology annotation, molecular function: protein binding. The record is from RefSeq and is a predicted model, not a curated record. The coding region runs from base 404 to 1618 and encodes 404 amino acids. NCBI's taxonomy places the organism in Eukaryota, Metazoa, Chordata, Actinopteri, Pleuronectiformes, Pleuronectidae. The transcript has 3 exons.